Messenger RNA from Sporothrix schenckii 1099-18, 255 nucleotides. RefSeq lists its product as uncharacterized. The transcript has a single exon. Bases 1 to 255 code for a protein of 84 amino acids. The record is from RefSeq and is a predicted model, not a curated record. NCBI's taxonomy places the organism in Eukaryota, Fungi, Ascomycota, Sordariomycetes, Ophiostomatales, Ophiostomataceae.
AUGUCGACGACACAGCACAUGGAACACAACAACCAAGACAACCAAGACAUCCAGGUCGACACCCCACCAACGACCCAAGCUUGGAAAAUUGGCCUUGACAAGGUCUACUCGGCACACGAUCUGGCGGGAAGACUGCUGGCCAGACCGCUCGACCCGCCUUUGCAACGGCCGAGUCAGUCUAUUACCAGCCACCUGGAGCUACUAUUGGCAAGGGCCAUGCCUCUUCGUCCGCUUUUACGCAGCUACGCGGUUUAG